Onychostoma macrolepis is the source of this 4023-nucleotide messenger RNA. RefSeq names its product SUZ12 polycomb repressive complex 2 subunit a (gene suz12a). Lineage: Eukaryota; Metazoa; Chordata; Actinopteri; Cypriniformes; Cyprinidae. Gene Ontology annotation, cellular component: ESC/E(Z) complex; nucleus. Bases 452 to 2506 code for a protein of 684 amino acids. The transcript is spliced from 16 exons. The record is from RefSeq and is a predicted model, not a curated record. Gene Ontology annotation, molecular function: chromatin DNA binding.
CUUUCGACUUGAGGCUGUUUCUCAUAGGACACAAAGCUUCUGAGCUUACUCGUAUAUUCUUAAUAAAUAAACAGCGGCGAUAUCAUCGUAAACGGACCGCUAAUCUUCACGCAUAUUUUCUGCCGCGGUGUUUUUUGUUGUUGCAGUCAGUAUCGCGUGGAAUCCAAAUUACACAUGAUCCGAUAGGAGUUCGCGACGCGCUCGGUUCUUCACGCGGAUGAGACGUCGUUGCGUUCUUUCUACGUCUUCACGUAACGUUACAUUUGUGUUGUCGCGAAUUCCAUCCGGUCUGUAAAACAAACUGAAGUGCCGACGCGUUUAUGUUAACUGUUAUUUUGUUGAGGGGGCGAACCGGUCUCGGCUGCUCUCCCUUUGUUUGGGCCCAGGACUCGGCUGAAUCCACUGGAGCUCCGUCUCAAACGUCUCAUUCGACCGCGAAGGCUAUUUUAGGAUGGCUCCACAAAAACACGGAUCUGGUGGAAACGGGUUUUAUGCCAACAGCGGCGCGAGCAAAGCGGCUAAUGGAGGAGCUCACGUAUCGUCCGGUGUUGUGAUGACUUCAGUCAAGCGACCCAAGAUGGAGCAGGUCCAAGCCGACCAUGAACUCUUCCUGCAAGCCUUCGAGAAACCAACUCAAAUAUACCGGUUUCUUCGCACAAGGAAUCUUAUAGCACCAAUCUUCCUGCACAGGUCUCUUACAUAUAUGUCCCACAGAAACUCAAGAAUAAGUUCAAAAAGAAAAUGCUUUAGCGUGAAUGACCUGCUGUUCAAAGUGGAGAAGUCGAAAGUGGAUCAGGAAUCUCACAACAUGGCGUCAAACCUGCAGCUCACGUUUACUGGAUUCUUUCAUAAAACUGAGAAGCCAUUGCAGAACUCAGAGAAUGAAGAAAACUCGGUGUCUGUGGAAGUACUGCUUGUCAAGGUCUGCCACAAGAAGAGAAAGGAUGUAAGUUGUCCAGUAAAGCAAGUGCCUACAGGUAAAAAGCAGGUGCCUCUGAACCCAGACAGCAGUCAGACCAAGCUGGGAGCUUUCCCCACGCUGAUUGUGCCCAGCCAAGAGUUUGAACCCAGUAACAGCCACAUGGUGAAGUCCUACUCCCUUCUGUUCAGAGUGUCUCGUCCAGGGGGGAGAGAGCACAACGGCAUGACCACCAGAGAUACUAAUGUUAUGGAAGAGCUGUCUAACAGGAAGAAGAGAUACUGCUCUAAUCAGGAUGAUGAAGAAACUACAUUUGUGGCGCAAAUGACAGUUUUUGAUAAAAAUAGACGCCUCCAGCUUUUGGAUGGCGAGUAUGAAGUCUCCAUGCAGGAGAUCGAGGAGAGUCCUGUAGGCAAGAAAAGGGCAACAUGGGAAACCAUACUAGAUGGGAAGUGGCUUCCUCCCUUCGAGACCUUUUCCCAGGGACCCACGCUGCAGUUCACUUUGCGAUGGACCAAUGACACGGCUGACAGGGGAACGGCCCCAGUGGCCAAACCGCUUGCCACACGCAAUUCUGAAUCCAGCACAGUAGACAGCAGCAAGCCUAGCAAUGUGAAGCCGCCACAGGCAGUAGCUGUUAAUGAAUCAGUUGGCACUGAUCUACCAGUAAGAAGAGAACAAACUCAUGUUGAACCUCGUCAGAAACUACGUGUUUAUUAUCAGUUCCUGUAUAACAAUAACACACGGCAGCAGACGGAGGCCAGAGAUGACCUGCACUGUCCUUGGUGCACGUUGAACUGCCGUAAGCUCUACAGCCUCCUCAAGCACCUCAAGCUCUCCCACAGCCGCUUCAUCUUCAACUAUGUGCCUCAUCCUAAAGGAGCCAGGAUAGAUGUGUCGAUUAAUGAAUGCUAUGACGGCUCUUAUGUGGGCAACCCUCAGGACAUUCACUGCCAGCCUGGCUUUGCCUUCAGCCGUAACGGCCCAGUGAAGAGGACUCCAGUUACACACUUCCUUGUCUGCAGGCCCAAGCGCUCAAAACCCAGCCUCUCUGAGUUCCUGGAGUCAGAGGAUGGAGAACAGGAGCAGCAGCGAACGUACAUCAGCGGUCACAACCGCCUAUACUUCCACAGCGACAGCUGCAUGCCGCUUCGACCACAGGAAAUGGAUGUGGACAGUGAGGACGAGAGGGAUCCAGCAUGGCUCAGAGAGAAGACCGUUAUGCAAAUCGAUGAAUUCAUGGAUGUCAAUGAGGGAGAGAAAGAGGUCAUGAAAUUGUGGAACCUGCAUGUAAUGAAACAUGGAUUGAUAGCUGACAACCAAAUGAAUCAGGCCUGCUUGUUGUUUGUGGAGCAGCACAGCACCACCAUCAUCGAGAAGAAUCUUUGCCGGAACAUUCUGCUCCAUCUGGUCAGCAUGCACGACUUCGGUUUAGUAAAUACAGUGACCAUAGAUAAGGCCAUGGCUCACCUGAAACGGCAAAAAGACGGGCAGGAGCAAUCUAAAAUGCAAGACGAUGCUGAUGGUGGGUCCAGCUGCGAUGGUGAAGCCAGUGUAUCAAGUUUAGUCAACACCCAGAAUCACUGAAACCUCCUCCUCACACUCUGCGUUGAAUUGAGUGUCAGCGGGCAUGAGACGCCCCCUGGAUCUGAGAGCCACCAUAUUCUGCUCACUCACAGGGUUAAAGCUGAUGUCGAGUUAGAAGCAGGUUAUGUGGUUCGAUGGCCCCAUACUCUGCAGAUCAUGAUUUUGGCCUGAUGUUAUCAGAGUUCAAAGCAACUCUUUAUUAGGUUCAAAUUACUUGAAGAUGCCAUUAGUCUUUAUGAUGGACUGUACAAGCAAGUCAGAUUUUUCUCUUCCCACACAACCCUGUAGCUCUAGUACAUUUUUAGCACUUGUUUUGGGUGCCUGUUUUUAAAAGGACUAUGGAAAGAUUUUUUUUAAUAUAUUUUGAUUAUUAAUGGAUGGAAAUGGCUCCUACAAACUUGCUUUUACUGCAUAUUUUUCACAGGGGUUUAUGAACUCAUUCUGAAAACUUUAACAUUUUAGUUUUGCUUGUGUAUAGUUUCUUUUCAUAAUUUUGUGUGUGGAGUUUUUCAUCCUAAGUUUUUUUUUUUUUCUCCCUUAGUAUCCACUUUAAUGUUGCACCACACAUGAAAACUCCUAAUGAGUUUUUCUUUUUCUUUGAAUCUCUGAUUGAAGAACGAGCAUCAGUGCCGCAGGCCACCUGCGUCUACACUGCAGAGUUUAUCAGAGCCUUAAUUUCACUGACCUUGCAAAACACACACAGAGGAACAGGGUACUACAACACGGUGGGGUGGCGAAGCCUUGCAGAAAUGUUUACACUUGCCUUACUCAUGGAAACAUGGACUCUAAGCAGGGUUUGAACUUUUGGUCUAAAUCAGUGUGAAAAGGUUUCAUUUAUUCUUGUUUGAAUAAUUUCAAUGACACUUUACUGCACACAAUAUUGUGUCCAGUUCCAUACAUUAGUUUUAUCAUGGUGCAUUUGCUCUGGUGUGUCCAUCAGUUUAUCUCGUUUCCACUUGUCCUUCAUGGUGCCCAUUUGUUUGAUUUUUCAGGUGUUUCUGAGGAAACCUGUUGUAACGUGUACAUAAGUUUAGUGAUAUUACAUGAUGGCUUUGCUGAAGGGGACUGCAUUCCAGAAGGAAUAUUAUUUUAGACCAAAGUGAAAUGGCUAUAAUGUUUGUGUAGUUGGUUUCAAAUCAGAAAUGUAAGUCUUUAUAGUUGUUUUAUUUUUAUUUUUUGUUGUUGUUGUAUGCAUUGAUUUUAAAAGAAAGGGAUCUGUUUGUGAAUCAUUACUGCUUUAUUUCGCUACAACUGUGCACUGAGUUAAAUGUUUUUGGUCAAUAUUGGAGAUCAAUUAGUCAACUGGCUGAAGCUGUUGUCUAAUUGCAAAUUUUUGCAUAACACUCAAUACAGCAACAAAUUAAACAAGAUGUGGAUUACUGAUAUAAAGUAAUGUCAAAAACGAUAUUUAUAUCUUGAAUAUGAACAUUGAAACCUGCUUGAGUUUCUGAAUUAUGCUGAAACGUGCUUGAGGUUGCUCUUUAUUUAAAAUAAAGAUUUUUUUGUUUUACAAUUGA